This is a messenger RNA of Mauremys mutica (yellowpond turtle), 1216 nucleotides long. RefSeq names its product cyclin dependent kinase 10 (gene CDK10). NCBI's taxonomy places the organism in Eukaryota, Metazoa, Chordata, Testudines, Geoemydidae. The coding region runs from base 11 to 1156 and encodes 381 amino acids. Gene Ontology annotation, cellular component: nucleus. The record is from RefSeq and is a predicted model, not a curated record. Gene Ontology annotation, biological process: regulation of mitotic cell cycle; protein phosphorylation. The transcript has 14 exons. Gene Ontology annotation, molecular function: ATP binding; cyclin-dependent protein serine/threonine kinase activity.
GGCGCUGCACAUGCGCAGUGGUGAAGCGCGCGGCUCCACCCCCCCGGGGACGGGAAUCAUGGCGGAGGCCGCUUGCCCUGAGCAGGAGCCGGAAGUGCUGCGACUAAAGCGCCUGCGCGGCGGGGGCUUCUUCCCGGUUCCCGCCGUGGACAGGCUGGGAAGGUGCCGGAGCGUGAAGGAGUUUGAGAAGCUGAAUCGAAUUGGGGAAGGGACCUAUGGCAUCGUGUACCGUGCUCGAGAUACCCAGACGGAUGAGAUUGUGGCACUAAAGAAGGUGCGGAUGGACAAGGAGAAAGAUGGAAUCCCCAUCAGCAGCCUGCGGGAGAUCACCCUGCUUCUGAGGCUUCGGCACCCCAAUAUCGUGGAGUUGAAGGAGGUUGUCGUGGGGAACCAUCUGGAGAGUAUUUUCCUGGUGAUGGGUUACUGCGAACAGGAUCUCGCCAGCCUUCUUGAGAACAUGCAGACGCCCUUUUCUGAGGCUCAGGUGAAGUGUAUCAUCUUGCAAGUACUCAAGGGCCUUCAGUAUCUUCAUGAGAACUUCAUCAUCCAUAGGGAUCUGAAGGUGUCUAAUCUGCUUAUGACUGAUAAAGGCUGCGUGAAGAUAGCGGAUUUUGGGCUGGCUCGUGCUCACGGAGUGCCACUAAAACCAAUGACCCCUAAAGUCGUCACCCUCUGGUACCGGGCCCCAGAGCUGCUGCUGGGAACGACGACCCAGACCACGGGCAUAGAUAUGUGGGCAGUGGGAUGUAUCCUCGCGGAAUUGCUGGCCCACAAGCCGUUACUCCCAGGCACUUCGGAGAUCCACCAGAUUGACCUGAUAGUGCAGCUGCUGGGGACGCCCAAUGAAAACAUCUGGCCAGGCUUUUCCAAGCUGCCCCUAGUGAGCCAGUACACCCUGCGGAAGCAGCCCUACAACAACCUCAAGCACAAGUUCCCAUGGCUGUCGGAGGCUGGGCUUCGCCUGCUCAACUUCCUCUUCAUGUAUGACCCCAGGAAGAGGGCGACAGCGGGAGACUGCCUGGAGAGCUCCUACUUCAAAGAAAAGCCCUUGCCCUGUGAGCCGGAGCUCAUGCCCACCUUCCCCCACCACCGCAACAAGCGAGCUGCUCCCGCCAGCGCCGGGGCGGAGAGCCAGGGCAAGCGCGGCAAGCCCUGAGGCUGCACGUUCUGCCAGGUUUGGACAAAGAUGCGGAUAAAGGGAACAUCCAAAACAGAG